UGCGCUCUCACCUGCAUCGCCAACGCCGACUCAGGGGGAUGCUCUGCCACGGAUAACGUAUGUCUAUGCGAGAGCAAGGAGUUCAUUGGCGAUGUCGAGAGUUGUAUCGAUAACACAUGCCAAGGGCAGGAUAAGGAAGAGGCGAAGCAGUUUGUACAGGACACAUGUGCGAGUGUUGGGGUUCCGUAUCCUGGCGGCGGAGAAGCAUAA
This is a messenger RNA of Fomitiporia mediterranea MF3/22, 210 nucleotides long. RefSeq lists its product as uncharacterized. The record is from RefSeq and is a predicted model, not a curated record. The transcript has a single exon. Lineage: Eukaryota; Fungi; Basidiomycota; Agaricomycetes; Hymenochaetales; Hymenochaetaceae. The annotation marks the transcript as partial.